AUGGAAAUAGCGUAUUCGUACACAAAGAGACGCUGUGAUUUCGGUCGCCAGCCGCUCUUCUGCGAACAAGGACCCGAGCUCUGCGACAGCAUCGCUGUAAAUGUCGCAGAACAUAAACAAUAUAUCUUGCGAAACCCUGUACACCAGCCUACGCAGAACACACCGUCCUUUUCAGAGAAUCAUAUCAAUACUAUUCGGGCUGAAUAUACAACAACUGGCGCUAAUCAUGCCGAAGGUGGUUGGCCAAAGGAUGUCAAUGUCGUGGACCCUGAAGCCACUCAACGUUAUCGAAGAAAAAUUGAAAAAGAUGACAACUAUAUCCAUUGCGUUAUGUCACUGUCCUCGGGCAUGGAACAUUACGUUCUUCAAAAUAAUGCUAUCGACAUGUAUGGUACGUAUUACGCAGAAAUGUCGACACAACCGCCUAUUGAGAAGAAUAGCUGUCGUACUGUUAAUGUUUAUCGCGAUACGGCUGCUGGAGUUGGACGACCUAUCAGUUCCAUCUGUUGGCACCCAGAGGGCCAUAGUUUUGCCGUUACCUAUGUAGAUGUUGAUUUCAAUCAUAGCCCACGAGCUCCUAUUGAGUCUUAUAUUUGGGACUUGGAAAAUGCAAACUACCCUGACAUUAUAAUUACUCCUCCAGCAGCACUCUUAGACUUACAGUUCAACCCCCGCGAUCACAACGUACUAAUUGGUGGACUAAUGAACGGACAAGUGGGCGUGUGGGACAAGCGGCGUGGUGGAGUACCUACCGUCGCAUGCGCCCCGCAUGUGGCGCAUAGAGAACUUGUAAAGAAUGUUUUAUAUAUAAACUCAAAAUCAGGUCAAGAGUUUUUUUCUGGGGGAUCAGAUGGGGCUUGCAAAUGGUGGGAUAUCCGUAACAUGAGUGCCCCCACCGACGAAAUGAUCAUGGAUGUUGUAAAAUCAUCCUUCGACGUACAAAAUAUGGCAUCAGCUAAUGCUAUUAGUGUUCUCGAGUAUGAACCAACUAUACCAACACGUUUUAUGGUUGGCACUGAGAACGGUCUAAUCAUCGGUGGAAAUCGUAAAGGCAAAACCCCUAUAGAGAAAUUACCAGCCAAGUACGAAGCACAUCUUGGCCCGGUGUGGUCACUGGAGCGAAACCCUGGGUUCUUAAAGAACUUUCUAACUGUAGGCGACUGGACGAUGCGAGUUUGGAGCGAAGACUGUCGUGAGUCUGCAGUACUGUGGUCUCUGCCAAAUCGCCAUAAAAUUACUGCUGCUACAUGGAGUCCUACUCGGUUAUCAUUGAUGCUUGUUUUGCAAUGGAAUGGAGUUUUGGCUAUGUGGGAUCUGCUGCGGCGCCAGCACGAGCCCGUGCUCACCAUGCAAGUUUGCGAAGAGCCGCUCCUACGCGUCCGCAUGCAUGAAGCCGGGAUGUUGGCAGCAUGCGGCAGUCGCAAGGGAAACGUUUACAUGAUCGAGCUGUCCCAAAAUAUGGCACAAUCUGACAAAAACGAUAAAAGCUUAUUGACUGCUAUCUUUGAACGUGAGAGCAAACGUGAACGCAUCUUGGAGGCGCGCAUGCGGGAAUUCCGUCUAAAACUGCGACAGGCGGAGGAAGGAAGCCCGACCGUGGGCGCUUCCGAGCUCGAGCUGGCGGUGGGAGACCGGGACCUGGCCGAGGCCGGCGCCGAGUACGCUCAGCUCGUCAAGAAAGAGCUCGCUUUGUUCUAGUUUCCCGCUU
Molecule: messenger RNA, 1708 nt
Organism: Nymphalis io (European peacock)
Lineage: Eukaryota; Metazoa; Arthropoda; Insecta; Lepidoptera; Nymphalidae
Product: dynein axonemal intermediate chain 2-like
Exons: 7
Coding region: 1-1698 (565 amino acids)
Biological process (GO): cilium movement; outer dynein arm assembly
Cellular component (GO): outer dynein arm
Molecular function (GO): dynein light chain binding; dynein heavy chain binding
Source: RefSeq, a predicted model, not a curated record